Molecule: messenger RNA, 669 nt
Organism: Ceutorhynchus assimilis (cabbage seed weevil)
Lineage: Eukaryota; Metazoa; Arthropoda; Insecta; Coleoptera; Curculionidae
Source: the annotation of a GenBank genome assembly
AUGAGUGGUGGUCUAGUCCCUAGCAAAAGUACAGUCUACAUUUCGAAUUUGCCCUUUGAUUUGAAGAACAACGAUUUGCACAAAAUCUUCGAGAAGUAUGGGAAAGUUGUGAAAGUAACAGUUGUAAAGGAUCGACUUACCAGAAAAAGUAAAGGCGUAGCAUUUAUUCUAUUUUUAAACCCCGAAGAUGCGAAAACAUGCACUCAGGAAAUUAAUUUGAAAGAAAUGUUUGGUAGAACAUUAAAAGCGAGUAUAGCAAAGGAUAAUGGCAGAACAACAGAGUUUAUUAGAAGAAAGGAAUACCCGGAUAAAACCAGAUGUUACGAGUGCGGCGAAAGCGGACAUUUAAGUUAUAAUUGCUCGAAAAACUUGUUAGGAGAUCGGGAACCGCCCCCGAAAAAAGUAAGAGUACGAAAGAAGAAAGACGAUCAGCAAGGAUUAACUGAGGAAGAAAAGCAAUAUUUUGAUAGUUCGGAUGAUGAAUAUUGUAAAUCUGAUGACGAAACUUUGAGUGCUGCUAUACAAACUGAACAAGAAAAAAUUGAUCUUGAAGAAUACCGUUUUAAAGUGGCUACUGGCUCGUAUGAUAGCAAUGUUGAAGGACAGAGCACAUCGAAGAAGAAAAUAAAGCCGAGCGCUUACUUCAGUGAUGAAGAAGAGAGUGAUUAG